This is a messenger RNA of Tympanuchus pallidicinctus (lesser prairie-chicken), 2466 nucleotides long. RefSeq names its product peroxisomal biogenesis factor 5 like (gene PEX5L). Gene Ontology annotation, cellular component: peroxisomal membrane; cytosol. The record is from RefSeq and is a predicted model, not a curated record. Bases 329 to 2158 code for a protein of 609 amino acids. Gene Ontology annotation, molecular function: protein binding. The transcript has 14 exons. Lineage: Eukaryota; Metazoa; Chordata; Aves; Galliformes; Phasianidae. Gene Ontology annotation, biological process: protein import into peroxisome matrix, docking.
CGCGGCCCGGCCCGCCUCCCCCCAGCACCCCGCGAGGAACAGCUCCGGUGCAGCUUGCGGCACCGCAGUGAAGGGGGAGAGAGGGAGAAGAGAGACAGGAGGGGAGGAAGGAGGCAAGGAAGCAGCCCGCCUCGUUGGGUUACCGAGAGCAAUACGGGAGCUGCCAGGACGAACUGAAUCUUUGACAAAAAUAGCUCUUCCAGGGUUAGGCUUUUUUUUUUUUUUCUUUCUUUUUUUCAGCCGAGCGCACAGGAGAGCUGCCCGGUGCCCCCUCCCAGCCUGCACCCAACCCGCCGGCCUGAGGGGCACCCGCAGCACGGCCGGCAGGAUGUACCAGGGCCACAUGCAGGGGAAAGGCUCUAGGGCGGCAGAUAAGGCUGUUGCUAUGGUGAUGAAGGAGAUUCCGAGGGAUGAGGCUGCAGAGGAAAAGCCCCUCCUCACUAUGGCGUCACAGCUAGUGAACGAGCAACAAGAAAGCAGACCCCUUCUGAGUCCCUCCAUUGAUGACUUUCUCUGUGAAACUAAACCAGAAGCUGUUGCAAGGCCUGUAACUUCAAAUACUGCAGUAUUAUCAACAGGUCUGGAUCUCUUGGAUCUUAGUGAACCUGCCUUACAAACCCAAAACAAAGCAAAGAAAUCAGAGAAUCCAUCAAGAGGUGAAGGCUUAAAAACUUCCGCCCACAGAAAGAAGACAGACAAUUCUGACCUUAUCAGUGUGGAUACUGAACAGAAAGUUCAGACUGUCAGAGUUUCAGACAAGUCUUCACUAGAUUUAGUUGAUAUUCAGACACAGAUUGAGAAAUGGGAUGAUGUCAAUUUUCCUGGAGACAGGAACUGCAAGGUCCAUCCUUCUGCAGAACGAACAUCAUCAUCAUCAUCUAGAGCUCAAUCAAAAGAGCUUUUAUGGUCCACAGAAAAUAGAUCGCAGUCUGAGCUGACUAAUGUCAAGAGCGCUUUCGACACUGAUUCAACAUCAGAACUAGAAGUAGCACCUGCAGUACAGGUGCGAUCAACUAAGGAGCAGCGUUGGGGAGGGCCUCUUCUCUCAAGAAAUCACUCACUGGAAGAGGAAUUUGAAAGAGCUAAGGCAGCUGUGGAGUCAGACACAGAGUUUUGGGAUAAAAUGCAAGCAGAAUGGGAAGAAAUGGCUCGCAGGAACUGGAUUUCAGAGAACCAAGAAGCACCAGGGCAAGUCACCAUCUCUACCAUUGAGAAGGGAUAUUAUUUCCAUACAGAAAAUCCUUUCAAAGACUGGCCAGGUGCUUUUGAGGAAGGACUGAAAAAAAUGAAAGAAGGUGACCUGCCUGUUACAAUCCUGUACCUGGAGGCUGCUAUUCUACAAGAGCCCAAUGAUGCAGAGGCCUGGCAGUUCCUGGGCAUAACACAGGCAGAGAAUGAAAAUGAGCAAGCAGCCAUUGUCGCACUCCAAAGGUGCUUGGAACUGCAGCCAAACAACCUAAAAGCUCUGAUGGCACUGGCUGUAAGUUAUACUAACACAGGUCACCAACAGGAAGCCUACCAAGCUCUACGAAACUGGAUAAAGCUAAAUCCAAAGUACAAGUACAUAGCGAAAAGCAAAAAAGGGUCCCCAGCACUUACCAGGAGAAUGUCUAAGACGUCAGAUGAAAGCUCAUUACUUGAAGAAGUAAAGGAUUUAUACCUGGAGGCUGCUCACCAGAAUGGUGACGUGAUAGACCCUGACUUGCAGACAGGACUUGGAGUUCUUUUCCACCUGAAUGGAGAAUUUAACCGAGCAAUAGAUGCAUUUAGUGCUGCUUUAACUGUUCGGCCAGAGGACUACACGUUAUGGAACCGUCUUGGAGCAACCCUGGCAAAUGGGGAUCGAAGCGAAGAAGCUGUUGAGGCUUACACACGUGCUUUAGAAAUACAACCUGGCUUCAUUAGGUCCAGGUACAAUUUAGGCAUAAGCUGCAUCAACUUAGGAGCAUACAGAGAGGCUGUCAGCAAUUUUCUCACGGCUCUCAGUUUGCAAAGGAAAAGCAGGAAUCAACAGCAGGUGCCCCAUCCUGCUCUAUCAGGCAAUAUCUGGGCAGCACUUAGAAUUGCUUUGUCUAUGAUGGACCAGCCAGAACUAUUUCAAGCUGCCAAUGUGGGCGACCUAGACAUUCUAUUAAGAGCUUUUAAUCUAGAGCCGUAAUACAAAGCAUCCACAAAUUAAGUUAUAUUAGGAAGCAGAGAACUCUUUUAUUACUCAUCUCAAAAUGAUCACAGUUUAAAAAAGAUCACGGCUGUAGAUCAGUAGCAGAAUUCUCAGAUGUUAUUCAAAAAGGAAAAAUUCAAAAGCACAAAAUAUUCUAAAUAUGCUCAGACUCAAAGGAUCCAAAUGAGCAGCAGCUGAUCUGACAAAGCCCUGAAUUAGAUGAAGAUCAUCAUCCCAUGCACGCUCUCUAUAUAUAUCCACACAAACAGAUAUAUGAAGAAAUAUGUGAAAAACAAACCUAGGUA